AUGUUUAGAUCGGCCCUGCGUCAGUCUACCCGCUCCGUCGGGGCUUUCUCUGCUGGCAGAAUCGUCGCGGCACGCAAUGUCGCUCCUGCCAUGAUUAGCCAUGUCCGCUUCUAUGCCGGGGAGGCCAAGGCAUCUCCAACAGAGGUUUCUUCCAUCCUUGAACAGAGGAUCCGAGGUGUCUCUGAAGAAGCCGGCCUAGCUGAGACCGGAAGAGUUCUGUCUAUUGGUGACGGUAUUGCCAGAGUUCACGGUUUGGCCAACGUUCAGGCCGAAGAAUUGGUUGAAUUCGCAUCAGGUGUCAAGGGUAUGUGCUUGAACUUGGAGGCUGGCCAAGUCGGUGUUGUGUUGUUCGGUUCCGAUCGUCUUGUCAAGGAAGGAGAGACUGUCAAGCGUACCGGUGAAAUUGUUGACGUUCCUGUUGGAGAGUCACUUCUUGGACGUGUCGUCGAUGCCCUCGGUAACCCCAUUGAUGGAAAGGGCCCUCUCAACGCCAAGGAGAGGAGACGUACCGAAGUGAAGGCUCCUGGUAUUCUCCCCCGUCAGUCUGUCAGGGAGCCUGUCCAGACUGGAUUGAAGUCCGUCGACGCCAUGGUUCCUAUUGGACGUGGACAGCGUGAACUUAUCAUUGGUGAUCGCCAAACUGGUAAGACCGCUGUCGCUCUCGACACAAUUCUCAACCAGAAGCGCUGGAACAGCGGAUCCGACGAGAAGAAGAAGCUUUACUGCGUGUACGUUGCUGUCGGUCAGAAGCGUUCCACCGUCGCUCAGUUCGUCCAAACCCUUGAGGAGAACGAUGCCAUGAAGUACACUGUCGUCGUUGCCGCCACAGCUUCCGAGGCCGCCCCUCUGCAGUUCCUUGCCCCCUUCACUGGAUGUGCCAUUGGUGAAUGGUUCCGUGACAAUGGAAAGCAUGCGGUCAUUAUCUAUGACGAUUUGUCCAAGCAAGCUGUUGCCUACCGUCAGAUGUCUCUUUUGCUUCGUCGUCCCCCUGGACGUGAGGCUUACCCCGGAGAUGUCUUCUACCUUCACUCUCGUCUCCUCGAACGUGCAGCCAAGAUGCACAACAGCCACGGUGGUGGAUCUCUCACUGCCCUUCCUAUCAUUGAGACCCAGGGAGGAGAUGUGUCCGCCUACAUUCCCACCAACGUCAUUUCUAUUACCGAUGGACAGAUCUUCUUGGAGUCCGAGUUGUUCUACAAGGGUAUCCGUCCCGCUAUCAACGUCGGUCUUUCUGUCUCCCGUGUCGGUUCCGCUGCGCAGGUUAAGGCCAUGAAGCAGGUCGCUGGUUCCCUGAAAUUGUUCUUGGCCCAGUACCGUGAAGUCGCUGCUUUCGCCCAGUUCGGUUCUGAUUUGGAUGCGUCCACCAAGUCCACCUUGAACCGUGGUGAACGUCUCACUGAGCUUCUUAAGCAGAAGCAAUACUCCCCUAUGGCCGUUGAGGAGCAGGUUCCUUUGAUCUAUGCUGGUGUAAACGGUCACCUUGACAGCAUUCCAGUCAACAAGAUUGGCCAGUUCGAACAAGACUUCCUUGCCCACCUUAAGAGCAACGAGUCCGGACUGAUCAACACAAUUAACAAGGAGGGUGCAUUGUCCAAGGAAACUGAGGCCAAGCUGAAAGACGUUGUUGUCAGCUUCGUAAAAUCUUUCUUGUAG
Messenger RNA from Morchella importuna, 1653 nucleotides. RefSeq lists its product as uncharacterized. The transcript is spliced from 9 exons. Bases 1 to 1653 code for a protein of 550 amino acids. Gene Ontology annotation, biological process: proton transmembrane transport; proton motive force-driven ATP synthesis. Gene Ontology annotation, molecular function: ADP binding; proton-transporting ATP synthase activity, rotational mechanism; ATP binding. The record is from RefSeq and is a predicted model, not a curated record. Lineage: Eukaryota; Fungi; Ascomycota; Pezizomycetes; Pezizales; Morchellaceae.